Messenger RNA from Magallana angulata, 2196 nucleotides. Its product is annotated as anaphase-promoting complex subunit 15-like. The record is from RefSeq and is a predicted model, not a curated record. Gene Ontology annotation, biological process: regulation of mitotic cell cycle spindle assembly checkpoint. The transcript is spliced from 3 exons. NCBI's taxonomy places the organism in Eukaryota, Metazoa, Mollusca, Bivalvia, Ostreida, Ostreidae. The coding region runs from base 44 to 352 and encodes 102 amino acids. Gene Ontology annotation, cellular component: anaphase-promoting complex.
UUGCACAAUAUAUUUCCAGUUGUAAUGUGAUGAAAAAUUCAAAAUGACAUUUCGCUUUCCCAGUCUUGUUCCCGGUGCAAUAGAUCCUCUUUGGUUUACAGUAGAUCGUCCAUGUGAUGACGAAAACGAGCUAGAACAGCUGGAGAAGGAGCACGAUCUUUGGCUCGAAAGCAUAGCCAAAAAGGACAACAAUAUAGUGCCGGUUGGGAAAACAGCUUCUGAGCAUUUAGAAGAUGAUGAAGAAGACGAGGAUGAUGAAGAGGGUGAUGAUGAUGAUGAAAGUGACACUAAUGAUGAUGAAUUAGAUACAGACAUGUUAGAUGAACGCGAUUCUGGAGAUGAUGCUGGUUGAUAAAUCAGUUAUAUUGAUUUAUUGUAUUUGUGAAAGACAGGGAUAGAAAGUUUGGUUUGAUAUACUGUACAAAAUCACAUCUGUCAAUACCUUGUGUUGUUGAGUGUCAGAAAUUGCUGGUCUCAUGCUUGUAAGCUACAUCAUCUGUUCAUUUUAUAAUGAAUAAAUUUGUUAACUAUGUUACACUAUUCGAGUAACUGCUUUUCUUUCACAAGUUUGUUUACAUAAAAAAUUGCAUGUAGUGUUAUUUUAAAAGUGAAUAGUAUACAUUUUAUUACUGCAAAGUUUAUGCAUGUUAUUUAAAACUUUCAAGCCUGCCUGUAUUUGCAUUUUUGCAUAGAUCUAAAAAAAAAUUUUGCUCUUGCUUUAUGCAGCAUCUGAGUAGAUUUUAUUUUAUUUUUAAUUCGAUUUUAAUUACCAGAAGAUGUCAGGCAUUGUAGUUCAUAUAAAUUAUAACAGGUUUUAAUGAAAUUUCAACGGCAAGUUUUCAGAAACGUGACAUUAAAUUUUAAGUAUCGGUAAAUGUACAUGCACAGAAAAGUUUAUACAUGUAUGGACAUUUCUGGCAUACAGAAAAUGAGUAGGCCUUGACCAUGCUGACAUUGCUCUCAAAUGAAAUGUCAAUUCUUUUGUAUUUGAUGGUAUUUUAAAGUUUAAACAAGUUUUAAUAUUUUUUCUUUGUGGUACAGAUGAUCAUUUUAUAAAAUAGGAAGGCAAUGGUCAGUGAAUAAUUUUUGAUUUGUUUUUUUUCAAAUUGCAUUGUAACCAUAAUUGGCUCCAUUUUGACUUUUUUGGUUAAGCUCAUCGUUUUGCUGCAAAAUUUCUUCAUUUUGUUUAAUAGUUCAUUGGGAAAAUCAAACAACUAUAACAGGCAUCAGUUAACAUACAAGUUAGCACAGUUCAUUGUUUUGUCUAGCAUUUAAUCACACCAUGUAAUAAUAACACCUAAACAAGAAAAAGAUCUUAUGAAAACUUUAUUAAAGAAUCUAUUUCAUAAAACAACAUAAUUCUAAACAGAUGUAUUUUAUUAUCAACAAAACUGUUCUUUAAAGAUUGUAAAUACAUUUUAUCUCCUAAAUUAUUAACACUGUGCUUCAAUCAUUCUGUGGAGGCAAGGAUGAUGAAAAAUAGUAAGAGCUACCAUAGUGCAGCUACACAGAACACUCUAUAUAUCGGUAGAUAAACCACCUCUGAGACAAUACAGUGAAAGUGCAUUUGAAAUACUGUGUAUUCUUUGCUACAGAAAAGAUAAAGAUCACAAUACAUAUACAUUUAUUCUUAAUAGGAAAAAAAUGAGCUCUAUCAAAGAACCUGAUGGACUUGAGUAUUUGGUCUAAUACAUGCAAUUCUAGAGAAAGUUAUUUAAAAUAAAUGUAUAUCUACAUAAAUCUUUGUUAAAGCCAAAAACCAUGUGGUAUAUGAUGCUACCACAAAAAUAUUUAGUUUUGAAACAUUUUUGGUGCAUAUAAUCAAGGUAAACAGUUGUGACUUUGAAUUUGAUUUGGUUGGGGUGCCUUAAACUUCUUUUGCAGUAAGAUAUAAUUACUUAAGCCAAGUUUGACUAGCUUUUUCAAAAGUAUGUGUUUAAACGCUAUUGACACUUUGAUUAAAAUUACAUUGCAAUGCCUCUUUAAUGACUAAAGCAGUAAGAUAUCAUCUUUACAGAAUUUAAAUGCUUAGACUGCUCUGGACAAGAAGUGAGCAACUCUUCCCCCAAUAGGCAAGAGUAAGCAUGGCAUAUACAUGUAUAAAUGUCUGUAAUUUUAACAAAAACUUUGUAAUACUAUAUAUUAACAACUCUCAGCAGAAAAGAGAUAAAUGGCUUUUAAAAUAAAAAAUUUCAU